This is a messenger RNA of Musa acuminata subsp. malaccensis (wild Malaysian banana), 1869 nucleotides long. Its product is annotated as E3 ubiquitin-protein ligase Os04g0590900. Gene Ontology annotation, molecular function: transferase activity. The record is from RefSeq and is a predicted model, not a curated record. Gene Ontology annotation, biological process: protein ubiquitination. NCBI's taxonomy places the organism in Eukaryota, Viridiplantae, Streptophyta, Magnoliopsida, Zingiberales, Musaceae.
GUAGAAAAGGGCAUGAGAUUGGUGUAAUGGAUGUUUCCAACACCACCCAGCGACUCUCACAAGUUCAUCAUGCAUUUAUGAACAAAGCAUUCAUAGCACCUCUCCUUGGUCAACCAUCCUUUCCAUUUCCAUCUAUCUUUUUCUCCUCCCAAUCUCCAUCACAAAACAAAGCAAAUGAGAGAGAGAGAGAGAGAGAGAGAGAGACUUGCAGCUCUCGCCAAAGAAGUACCAAUUCAGCAAGUAAGAGAAACUUUUACCAUCAAUUGUCUGGCCUUGAAACCCAUAAAGAUCCUCCACUGCCACUUCUACUUUGAGAGGAGCUUCUGAGACUCUCUGCUCCUUGUUGGCCAUGGCCACCAAUGACAACCAUCCAACAUGGGUUGCCUAUGAGCCAACCAAGGACUGCUCUUUGGGCUUCUGUAGCUUCUACUGCCCCCAGUGGUGCUCUGUUAUCUUCUCACCCCCUCCUCCCGUCCAAUUCGCCGACGAGGGCUCCGGUCGGACCUUCUCGCCCCUCGUGAUCGCCGUCAUCGGAAUCCUCACGAGCGCCUUCCUCAUCGUCAGCUACUACGCCAUCGUCUCCAAGUACUGCGGCACCUUCAGCUCGCGACGGUGGUGGUGGCCCAGGCCUGGGCACGGCACAGGCACCGACGACGAUGAGCUCGACAGCAACCUGGGACAAGUUGGAACAUGGCAUUUCUCCCCAACGAAUGGGCUCGACGAGGCCCUGAUCAGUAAGAUCACGGUCUGCAAAUACAAGAGAGACGACGGCCUGAUCGAGGUUACCGACUGCGCGGUGUGCCUGGGCGAGUUCCGGAAAGACGACACCCUCCGGUUGCUCCCCAAGUGCAGCCAUGCCUUCCACGUUCCGUGCAUCGAUACUUGGUUGAGGUCACACUCCAACUGUCCUCUCUGUCGAGCCAAUAUCGUGCCUGUGACUUCGGCGGCGCCGCUGCAGUUGCCAGCUCCUCCUCCACAACAGACGGAGAACAAUAUUCCGAUCAGGGAGGGCGAGCACGAGGAUGAGGUGGUUUUAGUCAUCCCCGACGGAGACGAAGAGACAGAAUUGCCUAAGAAUCCCUCGCGAAUUCACUGCAGCUCCGGAGAGAUGGAGGACGGCAGUACGGUGGUCGGGACUAGAGACGGUGAUCUGCAGCCGAUAAGGCGAUCGCUGUCGAUGGACUGUUCGUAUCGCGACGGGGUUUCGAUCGUCGAAUUGUUGCAGAUGACCUAUGCGAGUUCGUCAAGACGGUGGGGAGGAGAGCACAGAAAGAACAGUAGCAGCACGAGCGGGCCGCACGGUGUGAUGAGCCCCGCCCCGAUGAAACGAUCCUUCUCUAGUGGCAGAGUGUGGUUGACAAGGCAGGCGAAGGGAAGCAAUUCAAUGCUCCCAGUGUGAGAUUCCAUGAAGGACUCGAUGUACACUUCCCUUCCAUAAAGUGUAUAGAGCAGACACAAAAAAGAACAUCACAGUGACUUCCUGCUUUCUCCAGCAACAUGUUUUGGCUUACAUGAGUUCAAAUCCUAUCUUCCGUCUUGUGGGCUUGUGAUUGUUUUGUCAGAAGCUUCAAGUUUGAAGACAUGCAUGGGGACAGAAUCAGAUGAGUAGUAAUCUCUUCUACUGUAUCCAAUACGUCCCAUUAACACAAGUCUAAAGAAAGCACAGUGGUCGGAACACGGAGAAGAGGAUUGCCCGUAGCACACGAAACCGGAGAAGAGGAUGUAUUAAACCAUGGCCGAGCGUCUCCUAAUUACAUUAGAAUACAAGAGUUAUGUUGAUUGUGGAGAGAUGUUUCCUAUCGUUAAGGACUUGAAAACCUUGGUGUACUUCGGUUAAUGAUCUUUCUAAUGAACGUUCGGCUUGUUUUA